AUGGGUCUGAGAUGGAAGACUGGUUGCCAUUUCUCAUCUGAUAUCAAGCCUCAUAUUUUGUCAACAUUCUUGGAAACAGAGAGAUUCUACGUCCAGUCUCUGGAAUUUCUUGUCAAGAACUAUCUGCAACCCCUGAAGAGUCCAGAGAACUCUAAUCUUUGUGAUCAAGGUUCAUUAGAGGUGAUGUUCUAUAAGAUUGCAGAGAUCCUGCACAAUCAUCAGCAAUUCCUGGACCAGCUUGAGGAAAGGAUGAAACACUGGCAUGAUGAACAGAAGAUUGGUGACAUCAUCAGUCAAUCUUUUGCUCAGCAACCAAUCUUGGAUACCUACUCCGAAUUCACCAAUAACUUCAACAAGGCAAAGAACCUGAUCAGCAAAGCAGCUUCUAAACCAGCUUUUGCUAGAUUCCUUGAGGAAAGAGCCAAAGAGAACAAGGAGAAAUUGAGUUUAAGUGAUCUGAUAAUUCAACCCAUUCAGAGGAUACCAAGAUAUGAGCUUCUUUUGAAGGUUUAA
Lytechinus pictus (painted urchin) is the source of this 513-nucleotide messenger RNA. Its product is annotated as rho guanine nucleotide exchange factor 17-like. Lineage: Eukaryota; Metazoa; Echinodermata; Echinoidea; Temnopleuroida; Toxopneustidae. The coding region runs from base 1 to 513 and encodes 170 amino acids. The transcript has 6 exons. Gene Ontology annotation, molecular function: guanyl-nucleotide exchange factor activity. The record is from RefSeq and is a predicted model, not a curated record. Gene Ontology annotation, biological process: actin cytoskeleton organization.